This is a messenger RNA of Annulohypoxylon maeteangense, 1215 nucleotides long. Its product is annotated as ribosomal protein S17-domain-containing protein. Lineage: Eukaryota; Fungi; Ascomycota; Sordariomycetes; Xylariales; Hypoxylaceae. The coding region runs from base 129 to 614 and encodes 161 amino acids. The transcript has 4 exons. The record is from RefSeq and is a predicted model, not a curated record. Gene Ontology annotation, cellular component: ribosome; cytosolic small ribosomal subunit. Gene Ontology annotation, biological process: translation. Gene Ontology annotation, molecular function: structural constituent of ribosome.
CACACAACUAAACAUUUGAGAUUUUUCUAUUUUCAAUUUUCGGCAACUUUUCGCAUUAUCGCAACUACAACACCACCCACGAUUUCCGACAUCAACCACAUUUGCGACUUCGACAAAACAUCGCAAACAUGGCCACGGAAUUAACUGUUCAGUCGGAGCGUGCUUUCCAGAAGCAGCCCCAUAUCUUCCAGAACUCAAAGGUCAAGGCCAAGUCCACGAGACCUGGCAAGGGUGGCCGCCGAUGGUUCAAGGAUGUUGGUCUGGGUUUCCGAACCCCCAAGACCGCGAUUGAGGGAAGCUACAUCGACAAGAAGUGCCCUUUCACCGGUCUCGUCUCUAUCCGUGGCCGUAUCUUGACCGGCACCGUUGUCUCUACCAAGAUGCACCGAACCAUCAUUAUCCGACGCGAGUACCUGAAGUUCGUCCCCAAGUACGCCCGAUACGAGAAGCGACACAAGAACUUGGCUGCACACGUCUCUCCGGCUUUCCGUGUUGAGGAGGGUGACCAGGUUACGGUUGGCCAGUGCCGACCUCUUAGCAAGACUGUCCGAUUCAACGUUCUUCGUGUGCUUCCCCGAACCGGCAAGGCGGUGAAGAAGUUCAGCAAGUUCUAAGUUGGGGAUCUUUCCUGGGCAUCGAUGGCGUUGUUACUUCAUGGUUCUUCAUGAUCUCAGAUUCGGAACGGGCGAUUCAUAGGCAUUCUGCUGGGGCACAAAGAUGCACCAUCAGCAGUUCUGAGAAAUAAAAACGGAUAUACCACAAAUUAUAUUAUCUCCCAGAGUUGUGAGCAUGACGUGGAAAGGCUUAUUUGUGGCGUGCAACUAUUUGGCUUGAUGAAAAAACAGGUGUAAGGCCUCUACUAAUGACAUGUUACGCUUCCAGGCUGUUUGACCACACAUACAAGUAGUCAAUCCGCUCUUAACCUGCUUGAUGCUCAGGCAUCUCAUACAAUUUUACAUCCGCCUACCUCCUUCUGGUCGACCGGGAUCUUUGGUCAAGCAACUUUUCAUGAUCGGAUAAGGGAUCUGACAGGCUAUGAUGCUUCCAUUAAAGAUUGUUUAAUAUGCCAAAUUCCUACGUCCAAGUCUGUUCCAAUGCACAUAGUCUACGCAGUGUCUCCUUUGCUCGCCUUUUGCGACUACUAACCAAGCAGCAGUAGCAUCAUUACAAAUAGUAUUUCUCACGUCUUGGCCUCGACGUGAAAGCUACUCUCAU